Molecule: messenger RNA, 2186 nt
Organism: Condylura cristata (star-nosed mole)
Lineage: Eukaryota; Metazoa; Chordata; Mammalia; Eulipotyphla; Talpidae
Exons: 9
Biological process (GO): nucleosome assembly
Cellular component (GO): nucleosome
Molecular function (GO): DNA binding; structural constituent of chromatin; protein heterodimerization activity
Source: RefSeq, a predicted model, not a curated record
AUGUCCGGCCGCGGCAAAGGCGGGAAGGGUCUGGGCAAAGGCGGCGCCAAGCGCCACCGCAAGGUGCUGCGCGACAACAUCCAGGGCAUCACCAAGCCCGCCAUCCGCCGCCUGGCCCGGCGCGGCGGCGUCAAGCGCAUCUCGGGGCUCAUCUACGAGGAGACGCGCGGGGUGCUCAAGGUCUUCCUGGAGAACGUGAUCCGCGACGCCGUCACCUACACCGAGCACGCCAAACGCAAGACGGUCACGGCCAUGGACGUGGUCUACGCGCUCAAGCGCCAGGGUCGCACGCUCUACGGCUUCGGCGGCUCCAUAGUUGCAAAUUUACUUGGAGCUGGUGUACUUGGUGACGGCCUUGGUGCCCUCGGACACGGCGUGCUUGGCCAGCUCGCCGGGCAGCAGCAGGCGCACGGCCGUCUGGAUCUCCCGCGACGUGAUGGUCGAGCGCUUGUUGUAGUGCGCCAGGCGCGACGCCUCGCCCGCGAUGCGCUCGAAGAUGUCGUUGACGAACGAGUUCAUGAUGCCCAUGGCCUUGGACGAGAUGCCCGUGUCGGGGUGCACCUGCUUCAGCACCUUGUACACGGCGGCAAGGCGCGCGCCAAGGCCAAGACCCGCUCCUCUCGGGCCGGGCUGCAGUUCCCCGUGGGCCGAGUCCACCGCCUGCUGCGCAAGGGCAACUACGCCGAGCGGGUCGGGGCGGGCGCGCCGGUGUACCUGGCGGCCGUGCUGGAGUACCUGACGGCCGAGAUCCUGGAGCUGGCGGGCAACGCGGCCCGCGACAACAAGAAGACGCGCAUCAUCCCGCGCCACCUGCAGCUGGCCAUCCGCAACGACGAGGAGCUCAACAAGCUGCUGGGCAAGGUGACGAUCGCGCAGGGCGGCGUCCUGCCCAACAUCCAGGCCGUGCUGCUGCCCAAGAAGACCGAGAGCCAUCACAAGGCCAAGGGCAAGCAGCCUCUGGCGCUUGCUUGUGAACUUACCGUCUUCUCCGCUUUUGCUGUCAUGGCUCGCACGAAGCAGACGGCUCGCAAGUCCACCGGCGGCAAGGCGCCCCGCAAGCAGCUGGCCACCAAGGCGUUUACUAAUUUGGUAGCUACAGGGAAAAUGUUACCCUCAGGCACCAACCUGGAUUUGUUUGGAUUGCUAAUGAAGGAUGCAAAUGUGAAUGUUUUCAAGGACCAGGCAAAGGGCCUGGUAUCUGGAAAAGUGCUCUCCUUGCGGCUGCGCUUGCGCUUCUUGCCGUCCUUCUUCUGCGCCUUGGUCACCGCCUUCUUGGAGCCCUUCUUCGGGGCGGGCGCGGACUUGGCUGGCUCUGGCAUGAUGCACACUUGCACACAAAACCCAGCAGAAUACGUGUUUCUUGAAAACUUGACCCUAUUUUUAAGCAAUGAAAACGAUACAGGACGAAUUCGACUGGCUCAGACACCUUCAAAGGUGAAAUUUGAGACCCUUGCGGAAAGGCGCAAGAGCAGCUACGCUUCCAGUUGUAACCGUUGCUUGCAAUCUAAUGUCAUGGCUCGCACCAAGCAGACGGCUCGCAAGUCCACCGGCGGCAAGGCGCCCCGCAAGCAGCUGGCCACCAAGGCGGCUCGCAAGAGCGCACCGGCCACGGGCGGCGUGAAGAAGCCGCACCGCUACCGGCCGGGCACCGUGGCGCUGCGCGAGAUCCGGCGCUACCAGAAGUCCACCGAGCUGCUGAUCCGCAAGCUGCCGUUCCAGCGGCUGGUGCGCGAGAUCGCGCAGGACUUCAAGACCGACCUGCGCUUCCAGAGCUCGGCCGUGAUGGCGCUGCAGGAGGCGUGCGAGGCCUACCUGGUGGGGCUGUUCGAGGACACCAACCUCUCACUCGUUGGUGAGAUCUGACUUGUGGUCAUGUCUGGUCGCGGCAAAGGCGGGAAGGGUCUCGGCAAGGGAGGCGCCAAGCGCCACCGCAAGGUGCUGCGCGACAACAUCCAGGGCAUCACCAAGCCCGCCAUCCGCCGCCUGGCCCGGCGCGGCGGCGUCAAGCGUAUCUCGGGGCUCAUCUACGAGGAGACGCGCGGGGUGCUCAAGGUCUUCCUGGAGAACGUGAUCCGCGACGCCGUCACCUACACCGAGCACGCCAAGCGCAAGACGGUCACGGCCAUGGACGUGGUGUACGCGCUCAAGCGCCAGGGCCGCACGCUCUAUGGCUUUGGCGGCUAAGU